CAUGUAUUUGAUGAUCUCAGUGGCUCAGUAUCCUUGUCUUGGGUUGGAGAUAGCACUGGGAUCAUUCUAGUCUUGACUACCUUCCAUGUACCACUGGUAAUUAUGACUUUCGGACAGUCCAAGCUCUAUCGAAGUGAGGACUAUGGAAAGAACUUUAAGGAUAUUACAAAUCUCAUCAAUAACACCUUCAUUCGGACUGAAUUUGGCAUGGCUAUUGGUCCUGAGAACUCUGGAAAGGUGAUUUUAACAGCAGAGGUGUCUGGAGGAAGUCCCGGAGGAAGAAUCUUCAGAUCGUCAGAUUUUGCAAAGAACUUUGUUCAGACCAAUCUCCCAUUUCAUCCUCUGACUCAGAUGAUGUAUAGCCCUCAGAAUUCCAAUUAUCUUUUAGCCCUCAGCACUGAAAAUGGCCUGUGGGUGUCCAAGAAUUUUGGGGGAAAAUGGGAAGAAAUCCACAAAGCAGUAUGUUUGGCCAAAUGGGGAUCAGAAAACACCAUCUUCUUUACUACCCAUGUGAAUGGCUCCUGCAAAGCUGACCUUGGGGCACUGGAAUUAUGGAGGACUUCAGAUUUGGGAAAAAGCUUCAAAACCAUUGGUGUGAAAAUCUACUCAUUUGGUCUUGGGGGACGUUUCCUUUUUGCCUCUGUGAUGGCUGACAAGGAUACAACAAGAAGGAUUCAUGUGUCAACUGAUCAAGGGGACACGUGGAGCAUGGCCCAGCUGCCCUCUGUGGGGCAGGAGCAGUUCUACUCUAUUCUAGCAGCCAGUGAUGACAUGGUGUUCAUGCACGUAGAUGAGCCUGGAGAUACUGGGUUUGGCACCAUCUUUACCUCUGACGAUCGAGGUAUUGUCUAUUCCAAGUCUUUGGACCGACAUCUCUACACCACCACAGGUGGUGAGACGGACUUCACCAAUGUGACCUCCCUCCGUGGGGUCUACAUAACAAGUGUGCUCUCUGAAGAUAAUUCUAUCCAGACUAUGAUCACUUUUGACCAAGGAGGAAGGUGGAAGCACCUGAGGAAGCCCGAGAACAGUGAAUGUGAUGCUACGGCAAAAAAUAAGAAUGAGUGCAGCCUUCAUAUUCACGCUUCCUACAGCAUCUCCCAAAAACUAAACGUUCCAAUGGCCCCCCUCUCAGAGCCAAAUGCUGUGGGCAUAGUCAUCGCACAUGGUAGCGUGGGAGAUGCCAUCUCAGUCAUGAUCCCGGACGUGUACAUCUCAGAUGAUGGGGGUUACUCCUGGACGAAGAUGCUGGAAGGACCCCACUUCUACACCAUCCUGGAUUCCGGAGGCAUCAUCGUGGCCAUUGAGCACAGCAGCCGUCCUAUCAAUGUGAUUAAGUUCUCCACAGACGAAGGUCAGUGCUGGCAAACCUAUACGUUCACCAGGGAGCCCAUCUACUUUACCGGCCUGGCUUCGGAACCUGGAGCAAGGUCCAUGAAUAUCAGCAUCUGGGGUUUCACUGAAACUUUCCUGACACGUCAGUGGGUCUCCUACACCAUCGAUUUUAAAGAUGUCCUUAAAAGGAACUGUGAAGAGAACGACUAUAUGAUAUGGCUGGCUCACUCCACAGACCCUGGAGAUUAUGGAGAUGGCUGCAUUUUAGGCUAUAAAGAACAGUUCCUACGGCUACGCAAGUCAUCCGUCUGUCAGAAUGGCCGGGACUAUGCGGUGACCAAGCAGCCGUCCGUCUGUCUCUGCUCCCUGGAGGACUUCCUCUGUGAUUUUGGCUACUUCCGUCCAGAAAAUGACUCCAAGUGUGUGGAACAGCCAGAGCUGAAGGGCCACGACCUAGAGUUUUGUCUGUAUGGCAGAGAGGAGCACCUGACCACAAAUGGAUACCGGAAAAUUCCAGGAGACAAAUGCCAAGGUGGAGUGAAUCCAGUUCGAGAGGUAAAAGACUUGAAAAAGAAAUGCACAAGCAACUUUUUGAGUCCAGAAAAGCAGAAUUCCAAGUCAAAUUCUGUUCCAAUUAUCCUGGCCACCGUGGGAUUGAUGCUAGUCACAGUUGUAGCAGGAGUGCUCAUUGUGAAGAAAUACGUCUGUGGGGGAAGGUUCCUGGUGCAUCGGUACUCCGUGCUGCAGCAGCAUGCAGAGGCUAAUGGUGUGGACGGUGUGGAUGCUUUGGACACAGCCUCCCACACCAAUAAAAGUGGUUAUCAUGAUGACUCAGAUGAGGACCUCCUGGAAUAGCUCUUCAAAGGAGCUGGGACCGCACAUGGAUGAUGGAAACACAGUACCUCUUACACUCCCUGUGGCUCCGACUUGGGGAAAUAAAUUUCCCAUUGCAAGGGAUCCAGCUCUGUUUCUGCUGCUUCCGUCAAAGCCAGAAGGACCUCUACUAAAGACAUGCAGGGGGUGGUGGGGGCAAAACCCUAAACACUCACAAUUGGCUCUGAGAAGAGGGGGAGACAUUUUUAAAUCUUUAACCUCUUAUUUCAAGUUGUCUUUUUGCAAAGUAUGGGCUCUUUGGGGUUUGUUUUUGUUUUUUACGGGAAAUGAAAUGGAAUUUGAAGGGAACAUUUCACUAACUGUACUCCUGCAUGUUUUGCAUGGCGCCUGCCCCAGGGCACCUGCCAACUCCAGCAUCAACCCUCACAAGUAGCCGGUGCGGUCCCUAGGCUCUGCUGGUGACACAAAGCAGCUGCAGAGAUGAACACGGAGGCGCUGGUGACUGGCAUGACUGGGCAGCCUUUCUGCCUCUGGGGACAGCCCUCCUCCGAGAAUGUUGCACACCCGAUCCUCCUUUUUUAUUUUUUCCAGGGACCAUAGAUCAGUGAUUUUCCUUUUUCCUGCUUAAUUAGGCAAUACCCUUGUUAAUUGCCCUUUGGUGACUAACUUAACCAUGUGCUUCCAAGACACUAAAUCAGGAGAACUUAAAGGGCAAUAUUUUUAACUAGGGGCAGGAAGAAGGGCGCAGCAGAGAACUGACUAGAUAGAGCACUAUGAAAGGAGAAAUUCUUCCUUCCUCUGAGAUCUUUCAAGCCAUGCUGUGUGUGUGCCUGCAGACCUGCUCAAGGACAGGGCGCGGGGCUUGCCCGGGGUGUCUGCCCAGGCGGUGCAGCCCCUGCGGACGGAACAUGGGCUUCCUCGUGCCCUGCUGCCUGCUGUGUUGGCUCAGUGGUGAAUCAUUCAAUUGGCUGCUUACAUGUUUCCUCUUAGGUGGCUUGUUGUACGUGGAGCCAGGACUAGACAUGUUUUCAGAUUUAUAGGCUUUAUUUUUAAAAUCAGAAUUUUAUUGCCAGCUCUCUUCCUUGCCCCUUCUCCCCAGCUUUGCCAAGUAAUUUAUUGGCAUGAACCUUUUGGCUGAACCAACUGAAAACGCUUCCAGUGUAAGAUGAGGUUUUGUGUGAUACAUUAAGUUCAUAUUUUAAAUUUAAGGGAGUUUUCCAUUUGACAUUUAUUUCAAAUUCAAUCAAUUAUAGAAUGUAGUGAGAUGGAUUUUUGGGUGGCCAUCUAGUCAUGGAAAGCUGCAAUAAUUAAUUUUAAUACGGCUUGAAUAUUUGCUAUACAGGAAUAUAGUAUAGUAUGCUUUUGGUCUUGGCGUACCUGCUGUGCUGGUCACGGUUUCUCCCAAUAAGUAUGAUUGGGACAUUCUCUGGUAACUGCCAUUUUGCUGCUAGUUCAUUUUAUGGCCAGAAAGCCCAUAAAAAGUAAAUGUGCCAAAUUAACUUUUGUCAGAAUGUGUGAGCAGAUGGCUAAAGUUCUCUCCUCACCAGAAUGGAAUAACAGCAGCAGGGAAAGUGGGGGAGGGAGUGGACAGAGAAUUAUAGAGACUUGGAAACUGCAUAAAAUUAAAUGAGUCAGUGAGCUUCAGUUAGAAAAUAAUGUUAGGGAGAGCAGUUUUUGUGAAGAAAAUUAGUAUUUGUUAGAGCCAGAGAGCACUCAUCUUUUAGGAAAAGCUCAUUCAUUUUGCAGGUUUUUAAAUAAAAAAUAAUUCCAAAGAUAAACCAGUUCACAAAGGAUAGAGUGUCAGCCUUUGUCCCAGACAUCCUCACCUCCUGCCCAAAGUGAAUUUUUUAAAGUGUUUUUUUUAAAUUGAUUGUAGAGAGAGGAAGGGAGAUGGAGAGACGGAUGGAAACAUCAAUAUGAAAGAAUAAUUGAUCAGCUGCCUCCUGCAUGCCCCUUACUGAGGAUCAAGCCCACAACCUCGGCAUGUGCUCUGACCAGGAAUCAAACUCUGACCUCCUGGAUCAUGGGGCGAUGCUCAACCACUGAGCUGGGCCUGCCCAAAGUGAAUUUGAUGUUCAGAAAAGAUCUAUUUCACCUACACCUUUUCCCCUAGCAUAUACUCACUGGGGUAGACAUGCUGAGAUAUGGUGAUUCGCUAAUCAGCUUUAAUUUAUAGGAAAGUUAAUAUUCUUCUCUAAGCAUAUAAGAGUAGGACUCUUUGCUUAUAAUGAUACCUGGGAUUUCUGUAGAAAUUAGUAGUUUUCAGAGCAGCUUCACUUGCAAUAUGUCAUUUGAACCUCAACAUUCUUGUGAGAUAAAAGAUAGGGUUGUAUUUCCCAUUUUUAGGAGAUAGAGCUGAGGUACAAAAAUGGAGUAAAUUGUCCAGGGCCCCUGUAUAUCACGAGCAGUGUGGGCUGGAACAUGAACUCUGGAACAUUUUGUGUGCAGGUGCUGCCUCCCUGAACAGGCUCCUUCCUUGCAGACUGGCUGUUCUGUGGGGCAGGAAUCAGUGGCAUUUCUUUCAGAGCAGUGUUUAGUGCCCUUUUGCCACCUUGAUAAAAAUUCUAUUCUCCUGUUUUUCCUGGCUAAAAACAAUGAUAGUUUUGAUAGUGUGUUUAGAAACUGCUUCUCACCUCAUUAAGGGUCACUGUUAAGAGUGCAGGAAUGAACUCUCCACUGAGAGUCACUUUUCCAUUCUCCUCAUUUCCCAUCCCUGGCUGGCUAGCUGGCUCAGUUGGUUUGAGGACUGCUAACAAGCCUGGUGUAUUCCCUUUAUCAGCUAGUUAGUGUUCUACAUCAGCCUGCUCACUCACAAGUAUAUGUCCUCAGCCAAUGAACAAAACAGCCUAAGUCCAUGAUUGCAUCUAAGAAAAAAGAUCUCUAAUUUGUCCUACUGACGUUGGGUUAGGAGCCUUAUCUUUGAAAGUAAAGUAUAGCAUAUCAUUGUAGAAAGUUCCGGGCUUGAUUAUAGCAGAAGAGAUUAUUAUUUCUAGUGGCUUCAGCAAUAAAAUUUAUCAUCAUAAGAGAGAGUGGACAUAUCAGACCAUCCAAAGUGGGUCUGAGCUCUUAAAUGCAGGUGGAGAACUUGCCAUCUUUCCUGCUGUGUGGACAGGUAUCUUAGACCUGAGGGGGCUUUUGGUUUUCAGUGAGACCAGAGACCAGGGAUGCAUACACCUAGGCUGUCAUUUGGAUGGAAAUAAACGUAGAAGAAUAAAGUGUCUAGAGUGUGUGGCUGUUCUAGGUUGGGCUCAGAAGAUUCAAUAGGUUAGUUAUCACAUAGAACCUGCCAGGUCUGCCUCAGGGCCUCUGCAUGCCCAAGCUGGCUUCUCACCCGACAGACUAGUAAUUCGCUGGCCACCUCCAGCUCCUGCUGGUUCUCCCAAGGCCUUUGUCAUGAUACCAGGGAUACAGAGAGGAGUGUUGGCUUGUCCAGACCCACCCCAGGUGGCAGGCCACCUGCCACGCCAGUUCUUUAUUUUCCAGGCAAAUCAUCCAAGUAGAGAUUCUCUCUUCCCUUUUAGGAGGGCUCUAAGAGCCCUGCCCCUGUGUGCAUGGGCUCAGAGCUUAUCCUGCUAAUUGUCGGUACAGCCCCCUCGCCCCACUUGAAGCCUGGAGACUUGGAACUGCUCAAAUAGGAAGAGAUUCAGCUUUCAACUUUGCUACUACCUUCUCUCAAGCAGGAAAAUAAGCAUGGACUAAAUGUCCUUUGAACAAAACCAAAGUUUCAGAUUUGCCACAUGAUGGAGUGAUGGGAGGGGCCAGACUUUCAGCCCUGGCACUCAGCAGGUGCCAGGCUUUCUGUCCCAUCUGCCACCGUUUGCCCAGCUCAGGCGGCUCUGGGAGCACCAUCCUGCCCAGCAGAGCCCAGGCCUUACCCUCAUGGAGGGUGAUUGAAAUCGCAGCAGCAUGUUGAUUUCCUGGUUACGUCACAUUAUAACAAGAAUCGGAACAUGAAUUUGAAAUUGUCUUCAACUUGCUGUAUGCAUUUUUUCACACCAGUGCAUUCUUAAGCGUUCUUGUUUAUAGAAAAUAACAAACUAAUCUGUACCUUUAUAUAUAUGUACAUAUAUACAUGUAUAAACUGUAUAGUGUACAUGCUAAUGAUUUAUUGAUGUGUCCCAGAUCUCUACUGCAGUUCUCUUCCGCAUGCCCUCCAUUUGUGGUCAGGUGACUGAAUGUUCCCUGAUAGUCUGCCCACCUCCUGUGUUUGGACAUCUAGGGAAGAGGGUUUAGUCGUACCCUCCUCCUCAUCCUCGUGCACAGAAAUGCUCAGGGUCUCCAUGUGCCUGUUGUUCAACCCCCUCUUGUCUCUUGCUCCCUUUCUGAGCAUGUGGUCCCUCUUGUUCUGUAUCUUUGCCUCUUCCCCAAACUAGGGGAUAGCUGCCUUCCUACUAAAGUGUAAAGCAGUUAUUAAGAUCAUUACUGCAUGUGCGCUAAAAACAAACCAGUCUUCUGUUCCCUUGGAACAGAAAAUUGCAUGUGAGGUGGGAUAAUCAAGUCUCAACAACCCAUGUCAUUUACACAACAAAGCCAGACCCCAUAAUAAAAUUCCACAAAAUGGAAACAAAAUUCAACUUUCUUUAGCAUUGUGUAAAUAAAUUUGGAUGUGUUUAACUUUGUACUGGUAAUUUUCUGUAUAUUUGCAAUAUUUGGGUUAGAAAUAAAACAGACUGGGACUUUGUUACCUGACCUA
This is a messenger RNA of Myotis lucifugus (little brown bat), 6862 nucleotides long. RefSeq names its product sortilin 1 (gene SORT1). The transcript has 19 exons. Gene Ontology annotation, molecular function: protein binding. The record is from RefSeq and is a predicted model, not a curated record. Bases 103 to 2190 code for a protein of 695 amino acids. Gene Ontology annotation, cellular component: membrane; Golgi apparatus. Lineage: Eukaryota; Metazoa; Chordata; Mammalia; Chiroptera; Vespertilionidae. Gene Ontology annotation, biological process: Golgi to endosome transport; endocytosis; vesicle organization.